ACCUCAUUCACUUACAUUACGGCGCGUCGAUUAGUUCCAGAGUCAAGAAUAUGGGAGUUUCCCUGCUGUGUUUACCCUGCCAACGUUCCCCAAAGAUAUCCAGACCAAACUGGACGCAAAACAACCAUGCCAUAAAGUGUCCACUGAUGGACACAAAAUCGUGAGGAUAUUGCAUGAGACGAUGGCACAAUACACAAUGUAUCCGACGAAUUCUGAAUAUAUUAAAGUGGCCAAAGCAUUGAUUUUCAGGUAUCCUUCCCUGAAGGAUAUGGAGGGGAAUGGAUAUCACACCUGGCAUAUGUCUUUUAAAACGGCGGUUCAAAGCUGAAAGGAUGCCCCUGGUCCACCACGAGGUAGUUCGAAACAUGAAGCAAAAGUUUGGGCAUCAUAGAUCUCCCCAAGCACCAGAAAAUAACCAGGGAAGCAUAACGACUUCUGUCAGACGAUCUUCAGACAUCAUUUCUGUUUCUGGGGAGGACGAGUCCUCCAUUGAUGCACACACAGGUUUUGAAACGACAAUACCUGAUGGCCCAGCCUGAUUCCUGCAUCGUUACCAACGCAAUGACCAGGACAUUUCAGUGGAGGAGAAAGGAGGUGGCUGAGGGGGUACGGGCUGAUGCUAUCGCCAAUAAGUAUCCAUUCUUGAAGACACCUGCUGGGUUGUGUGAGGAAAUGAACCGCAUCCACAACAUUGAAAACCUGCAGCACUGCUUCAGAGAGGAAUUUCUACCCAAGGUGCUGGCCCUUGCAAAAGGAAAAUCCCAUCUGGAGAAGAUAUAUCUGCAGGCAGGAGAAGAGUCACUGAGCGAAGAUCUACCAGCCAUGGAGUUCAAAGCCGGGCUUGUUCUCCUGCCAAUUACUUUCAAGGAAAAGGUGGAGCAUCAUGUUACUUUGGAAGAGCCUGGCACACCUUACCCGACCACCCAACUGACGCACACCGACUGGAAGUCAGCCUUCACAGAGGACCCAGUGUGGUCAAAACGGAUGGGUUUGAGUUGUGCAGGGCCAGAGAUUUGGAAGAGGGAAUCAUCGCAGCCUUUUGCGCAUAUUUCGUUUUCAACAUGGCCUACCCACCAAACCGUAAGAACACCUUGACCUUCGUACAGCGCUGCAUCCUGUAAAUAUCUGAGGAGGAGGAUAAGCCGCUCUCGACCACUGUUAUCAGAAUUCUUAACCAGUUAUACUAAUGCCUCGCCAACAUCAAUGUCCCAAGUGCUCUUGAAGAACAUUCACACUAAUGGAAUUAGUACAGCAUGUUGGACUUAUACAUGCUCAUGAGUCUAAUUUUAACAUAACUUGUGGAUUGAAUGAUUGUCUUCAAAAUACGAGUCUUUCAGAAGACACAUGUACAGAAUACAAAAGCACUCCAUGUUGUCCUCUGAUGACGAAGAGCAUGAGCCCCCUAUGGACAGGAGGAAAUACUUGAUGUCAAUUUUUUGUUUUAUUUUUUUAAGGAAAACUGAUGCAUUCAUAGCCUGCCACUUAAACAAAAGUGGCUUCAACAUGUCUGAAAACCCUGGAAUUCACAAUGUUUUACAAUCUAAGGAUUUUUUUAAAGGUCUAAAUACAAGCUGAAUGUACAUUGCAAGUCAAAACUCGAUAUGACUGAACCUGUUCAGUACACUUUAAGAGGUUCUUCAGGACACAAACUGGGCAGCUCCUAUGUCCCUCUUAGUCAAGUGCUGCGUAAAUAUUGCUCGCACGAGGAUGUUUGGGAAGAAAUACAGUCUUACAAUAACCAACAAAAAUGAAGGUGUUUUAAGUGACUAUUCCUGUCCCGCCUCAAAACCCACCUCUUCAACUCUGUAUCCAUAAGCCCCCCCCUCUCUCAACCAACUUCCUCCUGACUGCUUUUCUGUUUUGUUUCUUUUUGGUUUUGUUUUGUUUGUCUACCCUCCCUCCCAAAUGUAAAGCGUCUUUGGGUUCAAGAAAAGCGCUAUAGAAAUACAAUAUAUUAUUAUUCCGAUGGUCUACUUUGCAAAGCACCUAUUCUUUAUGCAUCAUCCGAUUUCCUUAAGACUACAUUUUUAUGAGGAUGAGUUUGAAGUAGUGAAUUAGGGCUGCACGAUUUUGGGAAAAAAUCUAAUUGUGAUUUUAUUUGCGAUAUUUGUUUUUAAGCGACCCAACGGAAGUUUAUUGUUAAAUGCGUCCAUAUCUCCGGCU
Messenger RNA from Gymnodraco acuticeps, 2163 nucleotides. RefSeq lists its product as uncharacterized. The coding region runs from base 493 to 1095 and encodes 200 amino acids. The record is from RefSeq and is a predicted model, not a curated record. The transcript has 8 exons. NCBI's taxonomy places the organism in Eukaryota, Metazoa, Chordata, Actinopteri, Perciformes, Bathydraconidae.